Tetrahymena thermophila SB210 is the source of this 1548-nucleotide messenger RNA. RefSeq lists its product as hypothetical. The record is from RefSeq and is a predicted model, not a curated record. NCBI's taxonomy places the organism in Eukaryota, Ciliophora, Oligohymenophorea, Hymenostomatida, Tetrahymenidae. The transcript has 9 exons.
AUGUAUUAGAAAGUUGUUUAGAAAUUAAUUAAUACAUACAUACAUCUAUACAUAUUCAGUCAGAUAAAAGAAAAGUAAUAAGGUAAAGAAAAAAACUAAUAAUAAAUUAACAAGAAAAAUUAGUAACACGAAUUAAUAAUUUCAAUAAGUAGCUCGAAUAGUAAAGAUCCUAGCACAGAAUAGGCAUUUAAAUAACAAGUCAGAUCAUAUAAAUUUGGUAAUAUCAUGAACAAUCUCAAGCAAACUGAUGAAUUUAUGACUGAGCAAUAGCAAAAUUAAUUGGAAAAUUCAAUGAAGGACCUGCUUGAAAAGAUACUCACUUAUAUGGAGAAAUUUAUCAAGACAAAAGAUGAUUUAUAGGCAAUCGAAUCGAAACUGAAUGAUUACGAUAACUUGAAUUCUCUCUUGGACAUUAUAAAAUCUAUAUUUUCCCAUCUAACUGCUAAAAUUGAUGAGUACUUGCCAAAGGAUAAAGCAUAGUAAAAGACUACCAAUGAAAACAAUGAAGACUAUGACUAGCUUGAAAAAAUAUUAUAAAAGCAUGAAGCCGAAAUUAGAACUCAUAUAAGACUUGAAUAGUAAUUAAAGCUGUACGCAGAAAACUUACAAUCAAAAUUAGAUGAAAGCGAGCAAGCACGUAGCGAUUUACUCGAGUCAACAAAGGCUAUGAUCAAUGACAUAAAAAGGUAGAAUAAUGCUUUAAGUGAAUAACUGUCAAAACUUUAGCAAGAAAACUAGGCUUUAACAGAAUAAGUAAAGGGAUUUAACGAAAACGAAAAAUUAUUAGAAGAAAAGCUAUAUAAUAUGCCAUAUUUGCAACAAAAAAUCCAAACGCUAGAGAAAUUAGUCAAGGACAAUAUGCAAGAAAAAUAUCUGACAGCUUCCAUGUAAAAUCUUCAAAAAGAAAAUAGUUUUAAAAAGGUAAUUGCUUAAAAUGAGCAAGAUCUAAAGAAAGUUAAAAAACCUGAAACACCUCCAAUAAAUUAAAUGAUGACAAAUAGUGCUAUUUAAGGCACUUCUCCUAUUAAGGUAGAAAGACGUGCUCCAACUCCAAAUCUGAAUUCAUAAGGAAAAGUUAUUAAAGAAAAUAGCAUAAAGGCAAGUUACCAGAGAUUCUACAACAACAUUAAGAUGAACAGAGAGGACUAGACGACAUCAUCAACCCUUGCUUUUUAAAAUGAUAAAAGUGAAAAUAAAAUAGAAUAAAAAAACAAAGAAAUCAGAGCCCAAACAAUCUAUGCAAACAUCGCUUAAAAGAAUGGAAUCAACCAAUUAAUUUAAUCUUCUCUUCGUGAAAGAGACGCUAAGACCCUGAACAGUGGUGGAGGCAGUAUUACCAACUCUCAUAAUAAUUCAAUAAUAUGCAAUAAUAGCAAUUCAAGUAAAAAUUUUAAACAAACAAACCACAAAAGAUCUAAGAGUCACUAAGUUAAUAAAAUAAGAGGCAUGGUAAAUGGAAAUAUAGCCUUAAAAAACCCAACUGAUUACUCACGCUUAUCUAACCAAGACUUUUCUGAUAUUCAAAUUACAACUGGCUACAACAAAUGA